Eruca vesicaria subsp. sativa (arugula) is the source of this 2010-nucleotide messenger RNA. The record is from the annotation of a GenBank genome assembly. NCBI's taxonomy places the organism in Eukaryota, Viridiplantae, Streptophyta, Magnoliopsida, Brassicales, Brassicaceae.
AUGAGCAACAAUACAAGUAUAAACGCUUCUCAUGAUGCUUUGGUUGUUAAACCUGAGCAUCUUUAUGGUUCCAAAGGGAAUCAUGCUCUACCUCAAGACUCUGAAGAGAAUAGAGGAUCACUCGGUGGUGCGCAGAGUAGUACUAGUGUGGUUGAUCAGGUUCGGACGCCGCCUGAAGAUGCCGGUGUCACUUCUUCUGCAUCUGAAAUAUGCGCUGCACCUGUUUGUAGGCAAUUUUGGAAAGCUGGGAGCUAUAAUGAUGAAUUAAGUUCAAAGUCUCAGCAGCCAACUGGAAAAAAUUAUCUUCAUGUGCAUCCUAUGUUCCUUCACUCCAAUGCUACUUCACAUAAAUGGGCUUUUGGUGCUGUUGCAGAACUGCUUGACAAUGCUGUUGAUGAGAUCCAAAAUGGGGCCACUUUUGUCAUUGUAGAUAAAAUCACAAAUCCUAGGGAUGGUACACCAGCACUGCUAAUUCAAGAUGAUGGUGGUGGGAUGGAUCCUCAGGCUAUGCGUCAUUGCAUGGGUUUCGGAUUCUCAGAUAAGAAAUCGGAUUCAGCCAUUGGAAGAUAUGGUAAUGGUUUCAAGACCAGCACAAUGAGACUUGGAGCAGAUGUCAUUGUUUUCAGCCGGCAUUUUAAUAACCAAACAUGGACACAAAGUAUAGGGCUCCUUUCUUAUACGUACCUGACACGUACUGGCCAUGAUAGAAUAGUUGUUCCCAUUUUGGAUUACGAGUAUAAGGCAUCAACUAGCGAAUUUGUGACAAUGCAAGACCGAGAACAUUUCAUAUCCAGUCUCUCCAUUCUACUAGAAUGGUCUCCGUUUUCAACAGAGGCAAAACUUUUGCAGCAGUUUGACGACAUUGGAUCACAUGGGACAAAGGUUGUUGUCUAUAAUUUAUGGCUCAACAGCGAUGCUAAGUUGGAAUUAGACUUUGACUCGGCUUCAGAGGAUAUUCUCAUUGAAGGAAACAUUAAAAAAACUGGAUGUAAGAUUACAAAUGAUCAUAUUGCAACCCGGUUUUCCUACUCUCUUCGUGUUUACCUAUCCAUACUAUACUUGCGGAUUCCUGAGGCUUUCAAGAUUGUGUUGCGUGGCAAGGUUGUUCAGCAGCAUAACGUUGCUGAUGAUCUCAAGUAUCCGCAGUACAUCUUGUAUAAGCCUCAUGUUGCUGGACAUGAAGAGGCUGAAGUUGUAACGACGAUUGGAUUUCUGAAAGAAGCUCCCAAAAUAAACCUUAGUGGGUUCUGCGUUUAUCACAAAAACCGCCUAAUAAUGCCAUUUUGGCAGGUCGUGAGCAACUCAAACAGCAGAGGAAGAGGAAUAGUUGGUGCUCUAGAAGCUAACUUUGUUGAGCCAACCCAUAACAAGCAGGAUUUUGAAAAAACGGUCCUUCUUCAGAAACUUGAAAACCGUUUAAAGGAAAUGACAACGGAGUAUUGGAAUUGCCAUUAUAAGUUGGUUGGAUAUCAAGAUAUUAAGAAACCUCGUCCUAAGGUGCCUCAAAAUGUACAAUCUGGUGGUAGGCCAAAUAUCAACAUGCUCCAGAAGAAUUCUGCUGGAUAUAGUGGCAGACAAACAAUAAAUCCUCCUCCAGGCUUCCCAGCAGUUUCUCAUAACACAAACCUGGCAUCUCUCCCUAGAGUUUCAGCUGAGCCAGUGGUGUUGGAGAAGAGGAAAGAACAUCCUGAUCUUAUUGCAAGUGCAGCGUCAAGAAGAAAGGUGGGAAGUGAUGGCUUCACUGUCCCGGGGCAUAUUCGUGUUGAACAGUUCAAACAAGGAUCUGCUAAUCGGUCACAAGAUAAUGAAAUUGUCAAGUUGAUGGAAGAAAACAAGAAGCUCCGAGCAAAAUGGUUGGACCACAAGGUGCGAAGUCAAAAUCUUGAAGUCAAGGCCAUAAAUCUAAGCAGCGAGCUAGAGAAGGUUAAAAGUGAGUAUGAAAAGUUAAUGGGAGAGCUACAAGCUUUGAGUGUGGUGAAAGAGGAGCGCAGCAGAAAUGUAAAUACGUAG